AUUCAGAAAAGCGUGUCGAUAAUGUGUAAUUGAUGGUAGGCACAUGUGCUUGAUUGACCAUUUAUUCGUAACGGGAUAACCGUUUUGUUCAUAACGGAAUUACACGUGGGGAAAUAAGGAGUUAAAUGAUUAAAGUAAUUUUACUAGAAUUACGUUGUUUAAUAAGAACUUUAUGAUACAAGCCAUGUAGAAGAAAUUUGUUUCAAAAUGUGUAAGGAAAAAAGCGGAAGUAAGAUUCUUGAUAAGUGCCACAAAUUCUGUGUAGUUGUCACUGUGAAAUAAUAUUAUUAUUAUAUAUUCUUGAAAUGGAUUUAAAGUGUAUGGCUUUGGAUAUAAGAAUCAUGGUUGUGGCAGCUACAUACACAUGUACUUCCGUUUUGACGGAUGGCUGACUAUAUAGGACAUGCGACCUUAACCUUUUAAUUCUACGAAAAGGAUAACUGUUAAAUCAAUACAAUAAUACAUGUUGAUCAAUUCAGUUUAACGUUUGAAAUCAAUAUAAUAAUUUUGGACUUAAAACACUUAACACAACGACCUGUGUUAACCUGACAUACUCAGCUGAUACUUUACGCUACACAAAGUUUUAUACAUUUAAUGUAAAAAACGCGUAAUGGUGAUAAAUUCAGUGCACGAAUGAUAAAAUUAUGCAAAAUGCACAUUACGUAUUGCAGGGACUAGAUAUACGCUUAAAUAGUGGAUUGUUAACGAGUAAAAUUAUGGAUGAAUUAGUCAAGGUUUUUAAAAUGCUUGUUAGAUACGAUUGAUACAUUAUAAUUGUAAACAACAAAUAGGAAGUGUUUGUACGAAGAUAAAUAUGGAUCAGUCGAAGUCCAGACCAGAUACACUUCCAGUUGCAGCUGAGACAGAGCUACCCGGUGCAGAUUUUGAAAUGUCACUUCCUAAAGAUUUUGGACUUCUGUCCCCUGAAACUGUUGUAUUUCACCAUACAAAAGUGAAAAUUGUCCCAGUGUUUGCUCAUAGGUCUUCUGCAGACACGAGAGACCAGGGUUCUCAAGCUGAUACUGAAACACGCAUUCAUGCUUCAACAGACACACAGACAGAGUGUGAAAUCGGUAAUACAAGCAACAAAGACAAUAUAACAGAAGAAGAAUGUCAGGCUGAUGAAUAUUCCAGAGAGGAGAUAAUCAGAAUAAACCUUGAGCAACACCUGAUAUACAUCAGUCAUUGUAUCAAACCAGAUGAUCUGAUUUUACAUCUGCAUUGUUUCUCUGAAGAACAAAAGUCAGAUAUUCUCUUGGAGAAAAAUCUUAUAAAGGCAUCAAGAAAGGCUCUAGAAAUGUUAUUACAUGAUGUUGAGGAACCAGGGAGAUUUGUUGAACUGAGGGAUGCUCUUUCUGAAAAUGAUGGCUAUCCAAAGAUUGUGAGUAUCCUGGACGGCGAAUACAACCCAGAGGAUCAGAACUACGUCAAGGUUGUAGAACUCUUUACACCCGAAAUAAUCGUGCGUCUAGAACCAUCAGUGUUAUUGCCCCAUCUACUGCAAAAAGGCGUUUUCAAACAAAUGGAUGUAGAAGAAAUAAGAGCGGAAGAGAAAAACCAUGGGAAGAUGAGAGCUGCCUGUGUUUUAUUGAUGUACUUACCACGUCGCACUGUGGACUGGUUCAGAUGUUUCUUGCGGGUCUUGAUUGAUUGCGACCUUGAGGAUAUUGCUGAAAUGCUUGAUCCAGAUAUGUUCCAAGAUAUCAAACAGGUGCAGACAAAUGUACAAAGCCGUGAAACAACUUCCAGUAAAAGUUCAAAUGAAUCCAGAAGUACAAAACCAAAAGUAGCCCCAAAGCCAAAGUUUAGAUGGCCGCCAGAUAACCUGAAUAAUAAUACAAGUAAAACGAAGGACAAUUUGCGUUUAAAUGCAGAAUCAAAUGAAAACACUGAAACGAAAAUUUCCGAAAAAGUAGACGGCGACUUGAUGAAAGCUGAUAAGGAAGAAGUGAUUUAUUCUCGAAAUAACAAAACAAAGAGUCCUAUAGUCGAAGAAGCAUCAGAAAAUAGUGAUGAUGUGGUGAUCAUUUCGGACUACAGUGGCGAAAGAUUAGAUUAUCUCACAGCUAAUGUUGCCGAAAGAAAGAAAAUAGACAAUACUAUGGCAGACUGUGAUGCAGAAAUCCUUUGGCCUGAUAAAAAACGAGGGAAAACUCAAAUUCUUUUGCGAUCUAUUUCAAAGGACAAAACGGACGCCACCACAUGGUCAAGGAAAAAGAAAGUCUGGAAACGAAACGUUAUUGUUACAUUUAAAAACCUAUUUUUUCAGGUUGCUGUGCCUGAAAACAGGUCCAAGUGUCCAUUUUCAAGUAUAAGCAAAAUCAUGUGCGGAAAAAACACUCCAUGUAAACAACACAUUACACCGAUAAGAAAUAAACAAUUUGGUAAGAGACAAACCGCCGAAACACAUGAAAGCGCCGGCACGACGAAGUCAGACACAUGUUUUUCGUUUGCAAAAGUUGGAACGGCACCAGAAACAGAGUUGCGUUUUGUGAGUAGAAACGCUAAAACGGCAUCCAAUGAAGAACCAAAUGCAUCAGAACUAGAGUCAAAUCGUGCAAAUAGAAAUUAUCAAACACUAGCAAAUGAAAUGAUUCAUGAAUCAGAACCAGACGUAUUCAGUUCAGAGGAAAUGCAAAGAUAUACAAUAUGUAAAAUGACAUGCGGAAGACGUAUCUCAGUUAUGAAAGGAUCAUUAGUGGAUCUUAGAGUAGAUGUAAUGGUGAACACGACAGACAAGGCUCUUUCAUUAACAACAGGACUUGCAGAGACCAUUAGUAAGAAAGGAGGAGAAAAGAUAAGGACUGCGUGUUACAAGUAUUUUCAAAAACAAGGAAGCAUAGAUGAGGGAGAAGCAUUUGUGAGUGAGGCUGGCAGCCUUCCUGCUAAACAUGUGGUGCACGUAAAUAGCCCAAUUAAGAGAGAAGAGACAGAAGACGAGCUGAGAUUACUCAGACAAACAGUCAUGAAUGCAAUGAUGCAAGCUUCAGUUAAAAACGCACAGACAGUCGCAUUACCAGCAAUCAGUUGUGGAAUUUCUGGAUUUCGAACUAAGACGGCAACAAGACAUAUAGUGCGUGCAGUGAGAAACUUCUUCCGUGAGGAGCCUUCGUGUAGCCUGAAGCACGUGUAUCUCGUAGACAUUAAUCCACAAACCGCUAAAAGGUUUCACGAAGCGUUGUGUUGUGAAUUCGAAAAUGACACGAACUGUGUUGUAGAGGCGUUGGAAGAAUCUUUAUAAAAAAUAAUAUAUGCAAUGUGCAAUGCGAACAUUUUGCAUUUUGAUGCCAUAUUGUGUUCAGGUAGUGUGUGAAUAGGUGGAUUGCCGCGAUGAAAUCUUUGCAUACAAAGGCACUGAGUUAACAGUUAUUUGAAUGUGCAAUCUUCUGAUCCAAUUAUUGACCUUAUUCAUGAAUUAGGUUAGACAUGCUGGAAGCCAUCCUUUUUGUUCUCUGAGGUUCAGGUUACUCAGUGUUAAUAUUGUCAAGAUCACUGGAAGGUAUAUGGUCAAACUCGUUAUGUAUGGGAACAUGUUUAAAUGUUUGAGAUUCUAAUAUAUACGUUUCUAAUAUAUACGUAGAACUGAAAAACUUCUUUACCAUUACUGUUAUAUUGCAAUAAAGUAUCUGUUUUUGUA
Messenger RNA from Mercenaria mercenaria, 3637 nucleotides. RefSeq lists its product as uncharacterized. The record is from RefSeq and is a predicted model, not a curated record. Gene Ontology annotation, biological process: negative regulation of gene expression. NCBI's taxonomy places the organism in Eukaryota, Metazoa, Mollusca, Bivalvia, Venerida, Veneridae. Gene Ontology annotation, molecular function: transcription corepressor activity. The coding region runs from base 815 to 3241 and encodes 808 amino acids. The transcript has 7 exons. Gene Ontology annotation, cellular component: nucleus; cytoplasm.